AUGACGCCUAAAGCUCGGGCUGUAGAUCAGAAUCCAUUUGAUCUGCUGCAGGAACGGAUAACUAGCUCACGCGCAGGAGCUAUGGGUCUCAUCGGAUCGGAUCGGUCGGUUGAUCGUGCCAGUGUGCCCAGUGUUCUCAUAACGCCCGGCCAUGCACAAGGGCAGAUGUCGACACUGGCAUGUGCCAAUGAGCCGACGAUAUCGAAGGAAACAUCAGACUUUCUCAUUAAACUUCCGCCACCGAAGCCGAGAGCUGAGCCGAAAGAUGUAACGCGCAACACGGGCUCGGCCCGCGGCUGUCUCAGAGUACAGGUAAUAGAGGGACGCAAUCUCACGGUGGCAUCACAAACAUUGUCUCAUCCCUAUGCAGUGCUGCAGUUCGACAAAAACGAAUACAUUGGCAAACACAUCUCAAAAAUGGCCGUGGGUGCCCACCCCGUAUGGAACGAAACAGCCGCCUUUGACGUUACUAUAGAGAACCAGAGUCUGCAUCUAAGCGUGUAUGAUCGAAUCGGUGACACAGAAGAGCUUGUGGGGGCUUGCGAAGUAUUUCCUCGCCUAUUUCACCGUUCAACAACCAAGCGCUGGUACACACUUUACCUGCUGAAGGACGAUGGUGAAGAGCAGCUUGUGCGCGGCGAUGUGCAGAUUCAAAUGGAAUAUGAGCGUUUGCCCCUACGCAAGCUUUCGCCAAGAGACUUUGAGUUUCUCAAACUCAUUGGACGUGGCACAUUUGGGCGUGUGUUCCAGGUGCGUAAGAAAGACACGAAGCGAAUCUAUGCGAUGAAGGUGCUAUCGAAGCGUGAGAUUGCGCUUAAGAAGGAAGUCACACAUACCAUGGGCGAACGCAAGAUCCUAGAAAAGAGUCAGGACUGUCCCUUCCUUGUCGGCCUCAAGUUCAGCUUCCAGUCUGAGACGGAACUGUUUUUUGUCACGGACUACAAGUCGGGUGGCGAGCUGUUUUGGCACCUGCAGCGUGAAGGGCGCUUUACAGAAGCACGAGCGAAGUUUUAUGUCGCCGAACUCAUUCUUGCAUUGGAGCAUCUACACAAAUACGGCAUUAUAUACCGGGAUCUGAAGCCGGAGAAUAUCCUGCUGGACGCCACAGGUCAUGUUGCGCUGUGUGACUUUGGGCUUAGCAAAGCAGAUCUUGGCGCGGGACAGCUGACCAAUACGUUUUGCGGCACGACGGAAUACCUUGCGCCAGAGAUCUUGCUUGACGAAAUGGGCUACAGCAAACUAGUAGAUUUCUGGUCGCUCGGCGUGCUCUUGUUUGAAAUGUGCUGUGGCUGGUCUCCAUUUUAUGCUGAAGACACACAACAAAUGUACCGGAAUAUCUGCUUUGGAAAAAUCAAGUUUCCAAGAGGUGCUAUCACUGACGAUGGCAAGCAGUUUGUCAAAGGUCUUCUAAACCGAAAUCCGAAACAUCGUCUUGGAGCUCAAAACGAUGCACAAGAUCUGAAAGAUCAUGCGUUUUUCCGUGAUAUGGACUGGGAUGCGCUUGCACACAAGCGGAUCCCACCCGUGUUCAAGCCGCUCGUCGAUUCGAAUGAGAGUGUGGCUAACUUUGAUCCUGAAUUUACGAAUGCUAACAUCAGCGAAGUCGCUCGAUUUGCUUUUCAAAACGAAGAGCCACUGGAUGAAGAGCUCGAUGAUGCCAUGAAGAAAAAGAUGCACUUGACGUCCUCGGCAAAGAAUGGGGUCGAUAUACAAAAGCAUGAGCGAGGCAAAACCGACGAACUUCUGUCGAGCAGUGUACAGGAAAAGUUCCGCGGGUUCAGCUACACUGGAUCCUACGAAGACUCGUCAAGCAUAAUGGAGCAAGGUGUACAUGCAAUUGACUGGGGCCGGGAGCCUCGUGAUGUAUAG
Molecule: messenger RNA, 1869 nt
Organism: Malassezia globosa CBS 7966
Lineage: Eukaryota; Fungi; Basidiomycota; Malasseziomycetes; Malasseziales; Malasseziaceae
Exons: 1
Coding region: 1-1869 (622 amino acids)
Biological process (GO): protein phosphorylation
Cellular component (GO): nucleus; cytoplasm
Molecular function (GO): protein serine/threonine kinase activity; ATP binding
Source: RefSeq, a predicted model, not a curated record